AUGGGCACCGUCUCCAGUCUGGCGAUCGCCGGUGGGCACCGUCUGGAAGAUAAAAGAUACUGUACCAAGAACUUCAUACCCGCACAGCCAGAUGAUUUGCCCCCUCGCGUCAGAACGCCGUUGUACCAUCAUCACUCCCGCUGUACCAUCACCGCCGCCGCUGUACCAUCAUCACCGCCGCUGAACCAUCAUCACUCCCGCUGUACUAUUAUCACCGCUGUACCAUCACCGCCGCUGUACCAUCACCGCCCUGUACCAUCACCGCCCUGUACCAUCACCGCCGCUGUACCAUCACCGCCGCUGUACCAUCACCGCCGCUGUACCAUCACCGCCGCUGUACCAUCACCGCCGCUGUACCAUCAUCACUGCUGUACCAUCAUCAUCGCUGUACCAUCACCGCUGUACCAUCAUCACCGGUGUACCAUAAUCACCGCUGUACCAUCAUCACCGCUGUAUAAUCAUCACCGUUGUACCAUCAUCAUCACCGCUGUACCAUCAUCACCGCUGUACCAUUAUCACCGCUGUACCAUCAUCACCGCCGCUGUACCAUCAUCACCGCUGUACCAUUAUCACCGCUGUACCAUCAUCACCGCUGUACCAUCAUCACCGCCGCUGUACCAUCAUCACCGCUGUACCAUUAUCACCGCUGUACCAUCAUCACCGCUGUAUCAUCAUCACCGCUGUACCAUCAUCAUCACCGCUGUACCAUCAUCACCGCUGUACCAUCACCACCGCUGUACCAUUAUCACCGCUGUACCAUCAUCACCACCGCUGUACCAUCAUCACCGCUGUACCAGCAUCACCGCUGUACCAUCACCGCCGCUGUACCAUCAUCAUCGCUGUACCAUCACCGCCGCUGUACCAUCACCGCCGCUGUACCAUCAUCACCGCUGUACCAUUAUUACCGCUGUACCAUCAUCACCGCUGUACCAUUAUCACCGCUGUACCAUUAUCACCGCUGUACCAUUAUCACCGCUGUACCAUCAUCACCGCUGUACCAUCAUUACCGCUGUACCAUCAUCACCGCUGUACCAUCAUCACCGCCGCUGUACCAUCACCGCCGCUGUACCAUCACCGCCGCUGUACUAUCAUUACCGCUGUACCAUCAUUACCGCUGUACCAUCAUCUCCGCUGUACCAUUAUCAUCGCUGUACCAUUAUCACUGCAGUACCAUCAUUACCGCUGUACCAUUAUCACCGCUGUACCAUUAUCACCGCUGUAACAUUAUCAUCGCUCAUCACCGCCGCUGUACCAUCAUCACCGCUGUACCAUCAUCACCGCUGUACUAUCACCGCCGAUGUACCAUCAUCACCCCUGUACCAUCAUCACCGCUGUACCAUCAUCACCGCCGCUUCACCAUCACCGCCGCUGUACAAUCAUCACCGCUGUACCAUCAUCACCGCUGUACCAUCACCGCCGCUGUACCAUCAUCACCGCUGUACCAUCACCGCUGUACCAUCACCGCUGUACCAUCACCGCCGCUGUACCAUCAUCACCGCUGUACCAUCAUCACCGCCGCUGUACUAUCACCACAGCUGUACCAUCAUCACUGCCGCUGUACCAUCUUCACCGCUGUACCAUCAUCACAGCCGCUGUACGAUCACCGCCGCUGUACCAUAA
Messenger RNA from Procambarus clarkii (red swamp crayfish), 1620 nucleotides. NCBI's taxonomy places the organism in Eukaryota, Metazoa, Arthropoda, Malacostraca, Decapoda, Cambaridae. The record is from RefSeq and is a predicted model, not a curated record.